Ziziphus jujuba (common jujube) is the source of this 839-nucleotide messenger RNA. Its product is annotated as pleckstrin homology domain-containing protein 1. The transcript has a single exon. Bases 107 to 538 code for a protein of 143 amino acids. NCBI's taxonomy places the organism in Eukaryota, Viridiplantae, Streptophyta, Magnoliopsida, Rosales, Rhamnaceae. The record is from RefSeq and is a predicted model, not a curated record.
ACGAAAGUUAAUAAAUAUUAAUUAAUUUGUCCACAUCCUACGUCGUUUAAUUCAUCUUUCUCCUCGAAUCCACCUACGAUUAACCCAAAACCAGGAUCCAGCUCAGAUGGCGAGCCUCUGGCAUGCCGCGAUGGGCCAGAAGGAGAAGCCCGAGGACUAUAACGACGUGGAGUUCUGGUCGGGGCCGGAGCGAGCCGGUUGGCUAACCAAGCAAGGCGAAUACAUUAAGACGUGGCGUCGCCGGUGGUUCGUGCUCAAGCAAGGGAAGCUCUUCUGGUUCAAGGACUCCACCAUAACCCGCGCUUCCAGGCCACGUGGCGUAAUACCAGUGGCCUCCUGUCUCACCGUCAAGGGCGCUGAGGACGUUCUCAACAAACAGUACGCCUUCGAGCUCUCCACCAGGACGGAAACCAUGUACUUCAUUGCCGACUCAGAGAAAGAGAAGGAGGACUGGAUCAACUCGAUCGGACGGUCUAUAGUGCAGCACUCGAGGUCAGUCACCGAUUCUGAGAUCGUCGAUUACGAUAGUAAGAAAUGAGCUGCUUAGUUUACUCAAUAAUAAUAAUAAAAUAAAAAUGUCAGAUUGAAGAAGUAGAUGAGUCUGAGCCUUCGACCUUGUAUUCUUCUUUUUUUUUCUUUCUUUUUUUUUUUUUUUUAUUAAGUGCAUAGUGUACUCUGUGUUAUUCUUUUUUUUUUUUUUAAUUCUUUUUUAUUAAGUGCAUAGUGUAUUCUGUGUGUUUAUCUUUGUAUAUCAAUGAAAUUCGGUAUUUACUUUCGGUCUUUGUGUGAAUACUCAUUGUUUUGUAAUGAUCAGAUCUCAAUUGAGUCAAAUUUCUGCC